Messenger RNA from Talaromyces stipitatus ATCC 10500, 1955 nucleotides. RefSeq lists its product as hypothetical. The record is from RefSeq and is a predicted model, not a curated record. Lineage: Eukaryota; Fungi; Ascomycota; Eurotiomycetes; Eurotiales; Trichocomaceae. Bases 660 to 1331 code for a protein of 223 amino acids. The transcript is spliced from 3 exons.
UGUAUCUCAAAAAGUACACUUAGCAUCCUCGAUACCUUCUGUCGGACGAAUCUCUCUUGACUUUAUAUUCUCUAUUCUCUAUAUAUCAGGUAUAAUCUAUUGUAUUCGUUGUUGACAUCGAAUACCUAUAUUACACGGCAAUCUACCGGCCCCAUCCUUCGUUUCGACAUUGCGCAGCGCAAUAUCAUUUUUCUCCCAGUUACUAUGUCCGUGUACCACGCUCGCUAGUUAGCAUCUGUUAGAAGUCCGUUUACUUCUUUAACGCCACGGGGAUUUGGUGAAUUGUCUCUUCUCAAUCAAGGCCACGAGGCCCCAUGCCCCGUUGCCCCUCCAUCAUGGCCUCGUUUAGAGACCAUUUGCAUCGGUCACGGCUUUCAACACUGUUCAAGUUUUUGAUUGUUGCUUGCGCUGUUCUUCAUUUUUGCUCGGUCUAUAAUUGGUUGCCGUUUAAUAACCAUGUCGCACGAGACAUGUUGUUACCGACGAAUCCUCAUUUCAUGACUCCGAGUAGGAACUGGACUGCCGAGGAUCGAAGUAUUGUAGUAGCCAAAACACGGGGGGAAAACAUCGACUGGCUACUGCCGUUUUGCGAGGAAUAGUACGUUGGUUCCAUACCGCAAUGAUUUCUGCGAACCGACUGACUUUUUCUUUUUGGCAGUAUGUGCAAACCAUUCGCCUAUACAAUGGAUCCCGAACCAGAGGAAGGUCUUCUCAUCCCCCAUACCACCAUGGGCCACGAAGCCGCCGCCUAUUUGACAUAUAUUGUCACCAACUACGAUCAACUCGCCCCAUACACCAUCUUCGUCCACGCCAAUGAUGAGCAAUGGCACAACGAACUCUUCGGUCCCAAGACUACGACCGCCCUGCGGUUUCUACGAUAUGAAUCGGUGGAUGCAAACGGGUUUGUAAACCUCCGUUGCACGGGGAUACCGGGCUGCCCCAACACAUUAGUCCCGGUUCAUCGCGAGCCGGUCGAUGAUGAAUACGCCUACGUGUCAGACAAAUUUUUCGAGUUAUACUCAUAUCUUUUACAAGUCCCAAUGGACCAGGUCCCACAGGUCGUGGGACAUUUGUGCUGCGGACAGUUCGUGGUGACGAGAAACCAGAUUCGCGCCAGAUCACGCGAAGACUACGAGCGUAUAUUAACGUGGGCAGCCACCACGGAUUUCACCGAUAGUUAUGGAAUCGGUUGGACCAUAGAGAAGAUUUGGCAUGUAUUAUUUGGAAGGGAGCCGGUUGACUGCCCUCGUCUCGAACAAUGCCGAUGCGAUAACUACGGAUGGUGUGGCCCAUUACCUGACGGCGAGAUAUUGAUACCCAUCAUGCCUUGAAAAAAAUUUUUUUUUUCUCGUUCUCAUGUCAUGACCAUUCUUGAUUUCCCAUUUCGGCGUCUGUCUGGCUUUGUAUAUAUGUAUGACACUUUUGUACAACAUGGGUUAAGCAGGGUUUCCUUUUUUUUUUCUUCCGGGGUCAUACUUGAAGUAUCCGACCUGAUUUUCAUUUUUUCCUUUUGGGAUUACUUAUUAUAUACCCAGGAGUACCUCGAGGGAAAAGAGGUACAAAAAAGAAUAUAGAAGAUUUGAUGAUGGCUAUACGGAUCGACUUGCAUAUACACCGGAUUUGCGAUGGUACGCAUUAAUAUAGGUGUUCUAAUGCUCGCGAGACCCUUUCAUUUGAAAAACUACACCGUUUCAUCGAUUUCCUCGCAUUUACCAUUUUCCAUUUUUAGCAUUGAUUUGCUCUCGAAUCACAGCGAUCUUCCAAUUUUGCAAGAAAUUUUGCCAUUUCACUCUUCUGACGGGCGUUCUUGUUUGCUCUCUUUGAUCCUUGUAUUUCAGGUAAUACAGGACCCUAUUUCUUCAGCUGGAUAUAUAUGCAUACCUCUUGCUUAUUUCUAUCAUGUCCCAUAUUUGGGAAUCGAUAUGUACAGAGCUACAAUUCUAUAAAUUACACAG